Messenger RNA from Penicillium maclennaniae, 360 nucleotides. RefSeq names its product transcription elongation factor 1 family protein. The record is from RefSeq and is a predicted model, not a curated record. Bases 1 to 360 code for a protein of 119 amino acids. NCBI's taxonomy places the organism in Eukaryota, Fungi, Ascomycota, Eurotiomycetes, Eurotiales, Aspergillaceae. Gene Ontology annotation, biological process: transcription elongation by RNA polymerase II. The transcript has 4 exons. Gene Ontology annotation, molecular function: RNA polymerase II complex binding. Gene Ontology annotation, cellular component: transcription elongation factor complex.
AUGGGAAAGCGCAAGAAGUCCAGCAGGCAGCCCCAGGGGCCCCGAAAGCGGGAGCCCCUUGCGACUACUUUCUCUUGUCUCUUCUGCAACCACGAGAACUCGGUGGUAGUUAAGCUGGAUAAAAAGUUGGGUCUUGGAGACCUCUCCUGUAAAGUCUGCGGCCAAAAGUUCCAGACGGGUAUUAACUACCUCUCCGCUGGAGUGGACGUUUACUCGGACUGGGUGGAUGCGUGCGACGCCGUGGCCAAGGAUACAGCCAACCAGUACGACGGGAGCGCGAGUGCCCAGGCCGGGAACAGCAAGCCCCAUGCAUCGGCAGAUAUCGGACAUGGUGAAAACUACGAGGAGGACGAUUAUUGA